Molecule: messenger RNA, 2589 nt
Organism: Anguilla anguilla (European eel)
Lineage: Eukaryota; Metazoa; Chordata; Actinopteri; Anguilliformes; Anguillidae
Gene: hibadhb
Product: 3-hydroxyisobutyrate dehydrogenase b
Exons: 8
Coding region: 66-1055 (329 amino acids)
Biological process (GO): L-valine catabolic process
Cellular component (GO): mitochondrion
Molecular function (GO): 3-hydroxyisobutyrate dehydrogenase activity; NAD binding; NADP binding
Source: RefSeq, a predicted model, not a curated record
AUGGACCAAAAAUACAUCAUUUACAACCUGGUCUACUGUAAAGCUGAGGUCAAGAGAAGAAAAGCAUGGCCGCCUUAUUCAGAGGAUCUCGAAACUUAUUGAAAAGGUGGAAUAAGAAUGUCCACUCGGCGCUGGUCUCCUCCAGGUCUGUGGCCUCCAAGACACAGGUGGGGUUUGUUGGAUUGGGAAACAUGGGGAACCCCAUGGCUAAGAACCUGCUGAAGAGUGGCUACCCUAUCAUUGCCACAGACGUGUUCCCCGAGUCCUGUAAAGAGCUCCAGGAGUUGGGUGCUCAGAUUCUGGACAGUCCAGCAGAUGUGGCGGACAAGGCAGACCGCAUCAUCACCAUGCUGCCGUCUAGUCCCAACGUCAUCGACGUAUACACAGGGCCCAACGGGAUUCUGAAGAAGGUGAAGAAAGGCUCUCUCCUCAUUGACUCCAGUACCAUCGAUCCGUCCGUUUCCAAGGAGAUGGCAGUCGCCGCAGAGAAAAUGGGAGCUGUGUUCAUGGACGCUCCAGUAUCUGGAGGUGUGGGAGCAGCGAGCUCGGGAAAGCUCACCUUCAUGGUGGGUGGAGCAGAGGAGGAGUUUACUGCAGCCAAAGAACUCCUGAGCUGCAUGGGGGCCAACGUGGUGUACUGUGGCCAGGUCGGAACAGGACAGUCUGCAAAGAUCUGUAACAAUAUGCUGCUGGCCAUCGGGAUGAUCGGGACCGCCGAAACCAUGAACCUGGGGAUUAGGCUAGGGCUCGAUCCCAAGCUGCUGGCUAAGAUCCUGAACAUGAGCUCUGGACGCUGCUGGUCCAGUGACACCUACAACCCUGUCCCGGGCGUGAUGGAGGGGGUACCUUCUGGGAAUAACUACCAAGGUGGAUUCGGCACGACACUGAUGGCCAAAGAUCUUGGAUUGGCACAGAACACGGCGACAAACACCAAGACCCCAAUCCCUCUGGGCGCACUGGCGCACCAGAUCUACCGAAUGAUGUGUGCGCGGGGCUAUGCCGGCAAGGACUUCUCCUCUGUAUUCCAAUUCCUUCGGGAGGAGGAGGGACAAUAGGGGUCAAUACGCCCAGCAACUAGCUUAACCCUGCCCCUGCACUUCCGCAUACACACAGACACAAACACACACGCACGGACACACGCCCACGGACGAAUACACACACACACACACACACACACACACACACACAAAACUGAGGUGCAUGCAGUUAGGGUGUGUGCCAGGGGACUCUUCAUAUGUGUGACUGAUGGGAAAUGUAGAGUGAAUAGGUGUUUGAAACGAUUACGUGAGUUCUGUAUUUACUUUGUGGAAUCUUCUGUUACCUGUUUGAUCCUGCCUUGUAAAAGCAGAAGUCCUUUUUUGCCCUAGUUUCAGGAAGUUACAGCUGAUUUGAGAAUCUCGAAUCGUGCUCUUCAGUAGCUUGAUUGAUGAUGGUGGUGAUUGUUGAUUAUAAUUACAGUGGGGGCACAGAACUGAAAACAGGGAGGAGCUGCACAGUUUUCCAAGGGAGAUGACUCAGAAUGACACAUUUACCAAGCCCUUACCAUUAGACCAUGCUCAACUUCUGCAGCUGAAUCGCCGUGUGGUUGUUUGUAUACUCUUUUUUUUUUUUUUUUUUUUUAAUGCUUUUUGUUGAGGGGUUUUUUGUCACAAAUGAAAUUAGGGGUGAAAGGUCAUUGAUGAUAAACUGUCGAACAUCCUCCACGUGUGACUUUUCAAAAGCUUUUAAGAUGUUCUAAAUUAAACCUGUCUGUUGUAGCCAUCACACGUCCAUUUUUAUUUUAAGUAGUGCGAUCUUCAUGUGCUCUGAAGAUAUAUUGUGGUUGGGGCUUACCUGUGGCUUCAUUUCAAGCAUUGGAUGAGUAUCUGAGCUCUGUCUGGCUGUCUCCUGGAGAAUCGGGAAUAUGCGUUUUGUUUUAUAGCUUUUUUUGGUUUGUUUUAAAGCGCCUGUUUGUUCACUGGACUUCUCUCGGUCUGCCUACUGUCUUAGUGUUUUUCUCUCACUCACUGAACUGGUCUCCUUGACCCUCUGCAGUUUUCUGUCCCGUUUCUGGGGUUUGUGGGGUUGAGUCUGGAUGUACUGUGUUAUGGAAACCAUUAAAUGGGCAGUAACCAGAGGCACCUUGUGGGCUACAAGGGGCGGGUUUUAGUGUGCUCGCGUUGGACCUGGGUGGCAGCGAAAAGCGCUGUGGCAGAUUCGAGGAACCUCCAUCUCCCUGAUGCCUGAAGAUGACCACUGAAGAAACACCACCACAGGCUUCAUGACUCAGAGACUCUACAGUCCAGCUUUCUGUGAUUAAUGAGGAGUUGGCUUUGGUGAUAACAGGAUUGUAAUGUGUGUACAUAUGUAGAUUACUUUGUGUUGUGUAAAUAAGCCCAAUCCAAAACUCACUAGUUGACUAUAACUACCAUUAUUGUACAUCUUCCAGGACUAACUGACAGAGCCUUGCUCGGUGCUGUUCGGAUGGUCUCUCUCAUUACUGUACAGAUGGAGUCUCACUGUUUUCUGUAAAAACAUCCAGAUCACGCUGCUGUGUCUAAUAAACACAGGCCUGGGGCUCUGCUCCAGUGUGCAGACUGCUGCUCUUCA